Rotaria sordida is the source of this 893-nucleotide messenger RNA. NCBI's taxonomy places the organism in Eukaryota, Metazoa, Rotifera, Eurotatoria, Philodinida, Philodinidae. The record is from the annotation of a GenBank genome assembly.
AUGUUAUUUAAAGAACUUAAAGUUGAACAUAUUUGUGAGACUAAUGUUGUGCCUGUUCGACCUAAAGCAGAUGCUACUGUUGGAUAUCCUACUCUAUCUGUAUCUUCACCGAAGAACUCAGUCUCACCAAUAUUUUCUCAGAAUAUUCUUCAAUGGACACAAAAACAAGUACAAGAUCGGUUAUUAGAACAUAAUCUUGUUCAAAUGUCUUGUCUUCUUAUGAAUCAUGAUGCUCGAAGUUUGCUCUACUUGAGCCAGUACAUGAAUAAUUGUCAACCACAACAAAUUUUGAAUUUACUUCAAGAAGAUUCACUUCGACGAAUAAAUGAAAGUAUAUCAUUAAUAGAGUUAUCCUAUUUGCAUUCUUUAAUGGAUCCACAAAAAUCAAACACCGAGAAAAAAAAUUCUCAACUUUCUUCUUUGAUCAAUAAUACAAUCCAAGAGACACGAUUAUAAAGUUAUGAGUAGAUAUUUACUUUUUAUAGAUUCAUAUAGAUUAUUCAGUAUAUCAACCAUUAACAUACUUUUCUUGUAUUUUCUUAAUAAAUCUUGUUUCUUUCUGAAUCGAUCCUAACAAUGACGAAUAAUUUACAGAUAGAAUAUGGAUUAUAUGAUGCUUAUUAUAGAUGCACAAUAAUAAACAAUCAAAUUCUAUGUGAAUAUCAAUGUGUCUGGUCAAAUAAAAAAACAUACAUAUUAUAAUAAUUGACAGAACAAUAACUUUUGUGAUCUGUGGAAAUUAUUUUGUAAGAAUUUAUUAUAAUUAACACUCAUAUCUUUUAUAUUAAUUUAAUCUUUUUCAUAAACUAUAAAACUUUAAAAUGGAAUUAUUCUAGUCUAUUCAUUUAUGUAAAACACUCUUUUCCUUUUAUUACUUUUCUUUUUGAUCACAA